Solanum dulcamara is the source of this 7375-nucleotide messenger RNA. Its product is annotated as methyl-CpG-binding domain-containing protein 9. The coding region runs from base 359 to 6889 and encodes 2176 amino acids. The transcript has 10 exons. Lineage: Eukaryota; Viridiplantae; Streptophyta; Magnoliopsida; Solanales; Solanaceae. Gene Ontology annotation, cellular component: nucleus. The record is from RefSeq and is a predicted model, not a curated record. Gene Ontology annotation, molecular function: protein binding.
ACCAAACCCACUCUUUGCUUUCGCCUCUUCUUACUUUCUUCUCCUUCUUCGCCUUCGCUUUUGGCCUUUGUUUCGAACAAGUACAAAAACUCCUCUUCUUAAAUCCUACCUGUAAUCUUCCCUUCCUUCCAAAUUUGUCUCUUUCCAAAUUUACGUUACAAAGAACUCUCUCUCUUUUGGAUUCAUAAAACCAGUCGGUGAUCUUUUGCAACCCAAUUCUUUGCUAAAAUCACAGAAAAACCCCAAAACCCAACACCCUUUUGGUUAUAUAUAGAAACCCAACCCUUUGGCAUAUAAUGCUUGUUGAUGUCUUUGAGAAAAAAAAUUACUCUAAGAAAAAAUUGUACUUGUUCAAGAAAUGGAUUGUUCUUCAAAUUUGAACCGGGCUUUGCCGUUUCACAUCGAUCUUAACGAAACUCCUCUUCCUUCACCUAGGGAAAUCGAAAGGGGUUUGUUUUUAGAACACCCAGAAUCAUCUUCCCGGGUCAAGUCGGUGGUCACUCCUCCGAGUCAAACGAAUGUUCGGGUUUGUUCUUCUUGUGAGAUUGGUUCUAAUGGGAAGAAGGAUGAGCAGAAAGAGGAGUGGAAAUGCUUCAAGUGUGUGCUUAGUGGACGCCGCCGCAGCAGCUCUGACGGCGGCAGCGGUGCUGGUGGCAGAGGCGGAGGCGGAGGCAGCGAAGUAGUGGAGCUGCUGGAUAUGAAUUCAUCGCCGCCACUUGAUAUGAAUGUUUCACCGCCAAGGGAACAGGAAGGGGAAGGGGUGUUUCAGUUUGUCGAUUUGAAUGAAGAUUUGCCUGUUGCAGGACGAGAAGUGGAGCAAAACAAUGGGGCCAAAGUUCAAGCUAUGAAAAGUUCCUCUUCUACUGGUCAUUCCUUCAAUGCCCCAACAAGCUCUUUUUUGCUAUAUAGGGAGAAUGGAUUUAAAACUCAGAAGGCCUCCUCACAUACGGGGGAUAUUCAUAAGUCACAAUUGGAGGACACACUACUCCAUAGAUCUCACUCUGACCAGAUAAACCGAAGUAUAACUGAUCCAGUAUUGAUGUAUGAUUUCAGAAAUCGUGUAUGUCAUUUUACUGCCAAAAAAUAUGUUACGCAAGGUGUGUGUGAAGUUUAUCUUCAAGACCUUAGAGAAUAUAUUGCUGGGAUGAAAGGUAACUUGUGCAGGGGCUGGCAUGUGGAUUUUGAGUAUUGUGACAAAAGAUGCAAGACUUAUGCAGUAUAUGUUGGACCAGAUGGAAGUCGCUUUGAGUCGAUUGAUGAUGUUGCUCGACAUAUGGGGUUGCACCACUCCAUGGAGGUUGAGAAUGGAGGUAACGGCUUUACUUCAUAUCGCGAGGGAUUGCCAAAUAUCCAAAGAAGUAAAGAAGCUUCAGGUUCUGCUAAAACCCGCAAGACCGGAGAGAGUUGGAGUUCUCCUGGGAGAGGCUUAUUCCGUAAUUGUGGCUCUAUCUUCAAGUGUACAUAUCCAAGUGAUGACUUUCCAGUCCAGUUCCAGGAUUUUAUUCUUAUUGCAGCUGGAAAUAUUGAUCCACGACCAUUAUAUCACUGCACUAGUGAGAUAUGGCCUGUGGGUUACUUGUCUAGCUGGCAUGAUAGAAUUACAGGAUCUUUUUUUACUUGUGAGGUUGCAGAUGGAGGUGAUACUGGCCCAGUUUUCAAGGUCAGGAGGUACCCAUGCAUCCUGCAUUCUGUCCCAAUUGGUUCGACAGUCCUUUUAACAUCUAAAUGUGAUUAUCAUAUUGGCGAAGAUAAUGUGGUAAAUGGUAAUUCUGCAACUUCUACGCUGGUUGAUGAAGAGAGUGUUUCUAUCCAGGCGAUGCUGGAAGAGUGCAGCCCACCAGAUCUGAAUAGUGACUCUCAUACUGCUGAAAAUAUGGAGAGGGUGAAUGCAUUGCCUGGAAAAUUUGGAAAUAUAUGUCCUGGUGCUAUUGGGCAAGGGGAUAGUAUAGGGGAGUUCGUUGUAGAAGGGAGAUCACCAUCAUCUGUGUGGGAAAUUGUUUCCCAGACUAUUCAGCAUGCAUGCAUUGAUGCUUAUAACAAAAAAGGUGUAAUCCAAUUCUGUUGUACUCAUGAUGUAUAUAAAAUGGAUGAACAAGAGUCGAGUGAGGUUGGUUCAUUGUCCAAGUUCUCAUACUUAGGUGCCCCUCCCAAUUUUCCAAGAUCAGUGCAGAGCAAUUCCGAGUUAAAAACUGCUUGUGAAAUGUUAGUGAAGUGGUUAGAGCAAGACAGAUUUGGACUAGAUGCUGACUUUGUGCAAGAAAUUAUAGAACAGCUUCCUGGUGUAUCUGCGUGCUCAAAUUAUAAAAUUGUUACUAAGAGAAAGGACAACACAACUCUGCAAACAGUUGGAAAUGGGUUCCUGCUGGCUAAAAGAAAGAAUCACUUGCAGGAUGAGAGGGAAGCUGUUGAAUCUUUGAGAAUUUCUGGAACACCCAGAAAGCAUCUGGAAGAUGCUGACAUUAGGCGUCCCUGCUCUUCAGGAAAGCCAUUGAGUACAAAGAUUCCUGCAUUUUUGAUUGGCGACACUCUCCAGGUUUGGGAAUUUUUGUUGAGGUUUUCAGAGGUCUUGGGGCUAAAAGCUCCAUUUUCAUUUGAAGAAAUUGAGGAGGAAUUAGUUAGUCCAUGGAUAGACAAAACAAGUUCAAUGGAAAUGCCCGUACUUGAGAUUCAGGAUGUCAGAGAGAUCACCUUAGCAAGAGGUGGAAUGGACUCUCUAUCUGGUCGAUUGGGUUUCCAUCAAUAUAGCCGAUAUGCUGGUGUGCUUUUUACAAAGAUUCAUGGUCUGCUGCUCAAAGCUCUUGUCACCGAGCUUCUCUCUAAAGUUGCUGUCUAUGUAGAUCCCAAUAUUGGUGCAGGAGGGUCCAAAUCUAGAAGAGGUAGGAAAAAAGACCCCGACAAUUUAGCUACUCUUAAGAAAACUAGACUUGAUAUGCUUCCCAUUAAUGAAGUUACAUGGCCUGAAAUUGCUCGGAGGUACAUGUUAGCAUUGUUAUCCAUGGAAGUUAACCUUGAGUCUGCAGAAAUUGCUUGCAAAGAAAGCGGUAGAGUAUUUCAUUGCUUACAAGGUGAUGGUGGGCCAAUUUGUGGCUCUCUUACGGGAGUUGCUGCAUUAGAAGCUGAUGCCAUGCUUCUUGCAGAGUCUACAAAGCAAAUAUUUGGAUCGCUGAAGAGUGGAAACAUUUUUGUUUCUGUUGAUGAGAAGGAGUCUGAUACCAAAGGAGCUGAUGCUGAGAAUGGGCAAGUCCCAGAGUGGGCCAAGGUUCUGGAGCCUGUACGGAAGUUACCUACAAAUGUGGGGGCUCGAAUUAGAAAAUGUGUCAAUGUGGCUUUGGAAAAAGAUCCACCUGAAUGGGCAAGGAAAAUAUUGGUGCAUUCGAUUAGUAAGGAAGUUUACAAGGGAAAUGCAUCAGGGCCAACCAAGAGAGCAGUAAUUUCCCUCCUGGGGGAACUUAACCGUGGAAAUACUUCAUCCAAACCUGAGAAGGAAGAAAAGGUAAAGAGUUCUAGCUCUGUGUCUGAUAUCAUUAUGAAACAAUGUCGGAUUAUACUACGGAGAGCUGUUAAAGAAGAUAAAGAUAAAGUCUUCUGCAAUCUCUCGGGAAGAACAGUUCUGAACCCUAAUGACAAUGACAAUGAGGGGCUACUUGGGCACCCAGCAAUGGUACCCAGGCCUUUAGAUUUCAGGACCAUUGAUGUGAAGCUGGCUGCUGGAUCCUACGGGGGAUCACAUGAAGCUUUCAUCGAUGAAGUGCGGGAGGUUUGGCAUAAUAUACAGACUGCGUACUGUAACAAGUCCAAUUUGCUUGAGUUAGCUGGAUCGUUGUUGCAGAAAUUUGAGGAAGAUUAUGAAAAAGAGGUUCUUCCCCUAGUCCAGAUAAUUGAGUGUUCAAAUGACAGCAGUUUAAGUAGUGAAGUUGCAAAAGAUAGCGAUGGUCUCCUAGCUCAUGUGAAUGAGAGCUCACUUCCUAAAGCCCCUUGGGAGGAUGGACUCUGUAAAGUAUGCAGCAUGGAUAAAGAUGACGUCAAUGUUCUUCUUUGUGAUAAAUGUGAUUCGGAGUAUCAUACGUAUUGCUUAGAUCCUCCGCUUGUUAAAGUUCCUGUUGGGACGUGGUAUUGCCCAGAUUGUGAAGCGAAGAUAUCACAGUCCCAGAAUGCUUCUUCUGGUUCUCAUAUUAUUCGUCAAUGCGUUAAAAGGAGGUUGCACAGAAAACUAACUCAUAAGUUCAUGGAAAAACUUUCUCAAUUAACAAGCACCAUGGAGUUGAAGGAAUACUGGGAGCUUCCACUGGAGGAUAGAAUUUUCCUCCUUAAAUUCUUGUGUGAUGAGAUGUUGAAUUCAGCCAUUCUUCGUGAUCACAUUGACCGAAGCGCCUCUCUGUCUGCUGAAUUGCAGCAGAAACUGCGUAGCGUCGGUGCUGAACUGAAGCUUCUAAAACAUAAGAAGGAAAUUUUGACUGCAAAAUGGAAGAAUGAUGCCCGGAGCAGUGGAGACACAGGGUCAGACACAUCUCUAUGGUCCAAUGACUGUAAACUGAAGGUGCAGGGGCCCGACAGUGGUAGCCAUAACUCGUCAAUCUCUGGUGGUUGCAGACAGCUGGAUGAUGGCACUCAACACAAUAAGUGUAAUGAUUACAACAAACAAUCCUGCUUGUACACUUCAAAAAACAUUCAGGAUAAAACUUGUUCAAGUGGCACCAAUCAUAUUAGAAACUCUCCCGAUCCAAUCAACCAUUUACAGCAUCAGCAGUUGUUGAAGGAUAAUACUGGGUCUCUGAAUACUACUUCUCAUGCAAAAUGUGGUACUGCAGAAGCUAGUUUGCAAAACGACUUGUCCAGAUCUACUACCCUCCAACAAGAAACUGACCAAAUUCCUGGCAAUCUUUUGGAGUCUGCACAAAGUAGUUCGAAAAGUAUAGUGCUGUUUGCUACUCACAUUGUGUCUCCCAUUACUUGUUCAGGCUCCAUGAGCAACCCUUUGGAGGAAGCAUACCUUGUUGAGAUGUCUGCUCUAAAGAAGGAGAUUCGUGCUUUAGAGGACUCAAUUGCUGCCAAAGAAUUGGAACUUCAGGAGGUUUCUGUUAGGAAGGAAUACAUGGGACAGGAUUCAGAAGGCAGACUCUUCUGGACUUUUGGCAGGUCCAUUUCUUCACGAUUAGUAGCUUAUGCAAGUACAAGUACACAGCCGGAGUCAUCUCGACAGUUGUGGUCAUAUGGUGUGGAAAGUUCAAGACAAAGUGGUGUUUUAGAUUCUUCUGCUCCUUGGGGAAAUAUGGGCAUGCCUAAUCUUGAUCAGUGGACAUCUUAUCAAUCUGAUGUCGAUACUGAAAUACUUAUUCGAUGGCUAAAAGAGCACGACAUGAGAGAGAGAGAAUUGAAGGAGUCUAUUUUGCAGUGGCGGGAUAAAAGAACCAUGAUAUACCACUAUUUGGAAAGUCAUGGCCAUGACAUGGAAAGACUGGGCGCUUAUAUCCCAUCUGAGGAUUCUGGUUCCUGUUUCAAUUCUGAUUCACUCGUCACCAGAGCUGUUACUGCAAUUAAAAAGAUGGUUAGUGGUUGCUUAGCAGAAGAGGAAACGGAAAUCUGCACGAAUAUUGGUGUCAAAGUGAGAGUUUCUUUCGAUGGUGAAUUAUAUAGGUGCGAGUGUCUAGAACCAUUAUGGCCGUCUAAACCUCAUUGUCUGUCAUGCCACCAAACAUUUUCCAAUGCUAAGGAACGUCUGAAGCAUGCAAAUGAAAAGUGCAGGAUUGAUUCUCCCAUUCAGCGGGAUGGAGAAACAAGUGAACAACCCGCUAAGCGGAAAAGAAUAGCAAAUAAUGAAAUGCUGCAGGAGAAUUCGUUGAGCAAUAUUGACGUGUCUCAAGCUUCCAAGAGCAAGAUGUUUGGUAAUGGUGAAGCAUCUAGGAGGGACAAGCAUGGUAAUGCACCAGCUUCUGCUGAAAAUCACACCAAACAGGAAUGUCCAUUUAAGUUUGAGGAGAUCAAAGCACAGUUCAUCACUCAGAGGUCACCCAAGGAGCUGGUGAAGGACAUAGGACUCAUUGGGUGUAAUGGUACACCAUCAUUUGUUCCAUGCACAUCUCCAUAUCUAAGUGAUUCUACCCUUGGAUUGCUCUCCCAAAGGGAAGAUGAGGUAUGUGCAGGAAAUUCUACAGAUUUGUUGUCUUCAGAGCAGCAACUUCGGAAUGGGGUCAAAGUUUCUCGCACUAAUAACUCCGACAAUCCAAUUUGUACUGGAAAUGGCUUAGCUGGGGUUGGACCAGUGUUUGAGAGACUAAAAUCUGCAACCAAGAGGGGAAGAGAUCAGUUUUCUUCUACCAAGGAUAAAAUCCUUGAAUUUGGGGUUAAUAGGUACUUUGUUAUUCCGGAAUCCUCGCUACAUCCUGUAGCAGGUCGGGCUUCUGUGAUUUUACGGUGUCUUAAAAUCAACUUGCUUGACAUAGACGCGGCUUUACCUGAAGAAGCUUUGAGAGUGUCAAGGUUACAAUCAGAGAGAAGACAUGCAUGGCGUGCCUUCAUAAAAUCUGCAGCUACAAUUUAUGAGAUGGUCCAAGCGACAAUUAUUUUAGAGGACGCCAUCAAAACCGAAUACUUGAAAAAUGAUUGGUGGUAUUGGUCAUCACCUUCAGCUGCAGCAAGAAUCUCUACGCUCUCAGCCCUCGCCCUCCGUGUAUAUGCCUUGGACUCUGCUAUUUUGUACGAGAAACUUUCAUGUCAUGAUGCCUCAGAGACAGAUUGCAAGGAAGAGAGGGAACCUCCUCCUCGUAAUUCUGUCCCCACAAACACAGCCAGUCCUUCAAAGAAAAAGCUGCUCGACUCGGAAGCUGCUGAGAGUUCGAGACCCAAGGGCUGUAGGACAAGUAAGAGGAGAAAAGAUUCAGGCAACAGUUAAAACAGGAUACAGGCUUCAGGUUUGCAGAUCAUCAUUAUUCAAGGCAUUCACUGUACUCUUUUGUAUACCAGUCAGGCCAAUGGGUUGAAAUUCUUUAAGCAUAAAGGAAUGUUUGCAAGAUCCUAUCCUAUAAGCUUCAGGAGCAGGCUGUGCACCAACUCUAUCUAUUGUUUGGAGAAUCGAAAGAUGAUGUUUUUGCUCUCUGACUUUGUAGAAGUUACCCAAAUUCUUUUUUGCUUUGAGGAAGGCAUGGGAGAAUUGUUCAGCACAUAGCCUCUCUGAGUAUACAUACAACAAAAAGGCCUUUAUAUGCCGAUAAGAUUGUGGCAUUUGGGGUUUUAUACUCUUGAGAGAUAUACAGAUUUGGUUAGGAGGCGGGCGCGCGAGUUAGUUAAACAGUUGUACAUAGCAAAGCAAGUUUGAACAGGUCGUUAGUGCCAUCUCAUUUAUGUAAGUUUUUAUAUAGACUAGUCAUGUUGUUCAUCA